UUGGUUGGAGAUCGCCGUAGUGCUUUUUAGAGCGGUUUGUUGUGGAGAUAGGCUGCCCCGUGAGUAGAUGUCAAGUUGAAAACACUGAGGCCGUGUACAGGUUAAGUCCAUGGGAAAAUCUAAUCACGCGUGCGAAAGUGUGGCAGUGCUUGCUUAAAAAGGAAUUCUUGUUUCUUACCCAGUUCACUAUUUGCAGUUGCAAACUUCCGCCUUUUCUGAUUGGAAUAAUGAAAAUGAAAAGUUUAUGAGAUUGAAAGGUUUCAAGACGCAUUAAAUACGAUAUGGCGAAGUGUUCUUAUUGUCAUAAUAGUGGAGAAAGCAAAGAGGACUUGUAUGUAGUGUGUUCUUCGUGUAACAACAGCGUACAUGUCGCGUGUUUGAAACGUAGUGUACCAGGUGGGCUACUUGGGGACAAUUUCUUUAAUUUUGUGUGCGAGUCCUGUAACUUAGAGGAUUGUGAACAGAUCACUAGGCAAAAAUUAUCAUG
This is a messenger RNA of Gryllus bimaculatus (two-spotted cricket), 487 nucleotides long. The record is from the annotation of a GenBank genome assembly. Lineage: Eukaryota; Metazoa; Arthropoda; Insecta; Orthoptera; Gryllidae.